Messenger RNA from Hansenula ciferrii, 1485 nucleotides. RefSeq names its product NAD(P)/FAD-dependent oxidoreductase. Gene Ontology annotation, molecular function: flavin adenine dinucleotide binding; sarcosine oxidase activity. Lineage: Eukaryota; Fungi; Ascomycota; Saccharomycetes; Phaffomycetales; Wickerhamomycetaceae. Bases 1 to 1485 code for a protein of 494 amino acids. The record is from RefSeq and is a predicted model, not a curated record. The transcript has a single exon.
AUGACUAGGAAAAAAACAUCAAUAAUAAUCAUCGGAUCUGGUGCCUUCGGACUCAGUUCUGCCCUUCAUCUCAUACAGAGCGGUUACGAGGACAUCACUGUGUUUGACAGACUGGACCUUGCUAAGCUGGGAUACUCGUUUGAUAACGGUGCUGAUACUGCUUCUGCUGAUGUGAAUAAAGUCUUUAGAGCGUACUAUGGGGAUAAAGAUCAUUAUCAUAGAUUAGCAUUGGAAGCUAAAAAAGUGUUCUUGGAAUGGCACAAGGAUUUACAAGGGAAAAGUGAUAAAGAAGCACAACAAUUGGGUAUUAGAGUUAAAAAAAUCAUUGAGAAUUCUGGUUGGUUGAGGAUUGAUAAUAAUGAAGAGUUAUCAAAAGAUGAAUUGACAAGUUUGGAUAUAUUUGCCAAAACUGGUCUAAGAGAUACUCAAUAUGUUUUAAAUGACACAAAAGAUAUUAAAAGAGCUAAAGAUGAUGGCUGGUAUAAUAAAUUUGAUCCAUUGGGUUUGAAAUCAAACCCAAAUUUCUCAAAAUUGAAUGGUGUUUUGGACUCAACUUCUGGUAUCUUAUAUGCUUCAAAUGUUUGUUUAUAUGUUAAUGCAUUACUCAAGGCUAAAGGUGUUAAAUUCAUUGUUGGUGAUCCAGAAGGUACUGUCACAGAACUAAUUGAAUCAAAUGAUGAAAUCAAAGGUAUUAAAACUCAAGAUGGGAAACAACAUCUUUUAGAUUUGGUCAUUCUUGCAGCUGGACCUUGGUCAACUUCUUUAUUACCAGAGCUUGGUGGUCUUAGUGAAGCUCAUUCUGGUAAUGUUAUAUUGAUAAAAAUCCCAGAAAGUGAACCAGAAUUGAGAUCAAAAUAUUCUACAACUAAUUUCCCCAUUGUUGGGUGGAGACUUGGUGAAACAAAAGAAAAAUCAAAUUUUGGUGGAUUAAGUGUUUUCCCUAUAAGUGAACCUGAAGGUUAUGUUAAAGUAAUUUCACGUCAGAAGAAACUAUUAAAUCCUGUUAAUUUACAAAAUGGUUCUUUGGUUUCUAUCCCAUUAACUUCAAGAUCUUCACCUCCUGAAAAUAGAUUAUCCAAAAAUAUUAUCAAACAAGUUAAAAAUUUCAUAAGAAUCUUUGUCCCUGAUCUUAUCCAAUUUGGUAUCAGCAAAACAGAAUUAUUAUGGUAUACUGAUACUAUAAAUAAUGAUUUCAUUGUCGAUUAUGUACCUUCCAAAAAAAAUUUAUUAGUUGUUACUGGUGGUUCUGGUCAUGGAUUUAAAUUCUUACCUGUUUUAGGAAAAUUUGUUGUUGAUGUUAUUGAAGGUCGUGAAAAUGAAUAUACAAAGAUUUUCAAAUGGAGAGAUCCUAAAACAUUCCAUGAUAUAAAUUCAUUGGGUGAUUUAUAUGAAGGUAAAAGUUCAUUCUAUGAUCAAGAUCUAGCUGAUCCUAAAGAAUGGGAGUUUACAAAAGAAGAUUUGGAACAAGAGAUUGAGAUUGACUAA